UUUCUUUCUCAUCUAAAAUGAAAUGAAUUAAUAUAAAGCGCAGUAAGCCAGGUAUAACUAAAACUUACUUUUUUUGUUUCCAUUUUUUUCAACAGUUUCGGUAACAUUGGACUCUAGAAAAAAGCAAUGACUUUUAUUGCUAAAAAUUCUUUUCUGUGGCAGAAGAUAGCUAUUGAAUUGUGUAACACAGAGUCUGUCGCGAGCAUAUUGGCAUCCUUACAUAGAGGAGCCAAAAUUCUAGUCGUAAGAUUCGGACUUCACUCAGAGUAUGAAUCACGAAACAUAUUAGAGGUGGCAAAUGAAGCAAUUGCGGUAUAUCACUCUCAAGUAGCCCCAUGGAAACCCACAGUUGGAAUUGCGGCUGAAUUAAGUGGAUCUAUUCCCAGGGUAAAAUUCGGGCGAAAUCCUGGAUUCCAUGUCGUUAUGUCAGGACAGAAAAUAGUUCUAACAGUUGAUCAAAACUAUGAAAAUAAAUUUGUUGACAGUGUAAUCUAUGUUUCAAAUUUUGCCGAUCAGAUGCGAAGUUUACAGCGAGCAGACCUGUUGAGAAUUGGGCAGGUUCGAUUGAUAACUUGCAAAAUCCAGGGAAAAUUUGCGGUUUGUCGCGUACAGCAAUGCGUGGAAAACUUUAGCUUUCCAGUAAAACUUUAUUCAUAUCAAAAAGUUUUACUUAUUGAUUGUCCUCGAAAGUGGCAAGUUAGUUCGAAAGAACUUGAAGAGUGCCGGACCGCAAUUGAGAAUAAGUGUCAAUAUAUAAUGGUACCGGAUGCAGACAAUCAAGAAAUACUGUGUUCAAUCCAUGAAAUUCGACAAAACUUUCAAAGUCAACAACAUAUUCCCAAUAUCUUGAUUAGGACUGCUUUGUAUCUUUCGAAGGAAACGAUAGAAAAAUUUGCUGAACAUGCAGUUGGAAUUAUAACAAAUAACAACUCAAUAAUUGAAAACUGCCGACAGCAAAAGAUAUCCACAAUUUUCGAUAUGACUAAUGAGGUGAAUUUGGUUAUCAAUGAAACUGUUUUUCAUAACAUUGAUGGGGUUUUAACAAAUAUGGAACAGAUUGACUUGAUAAAAGAGAAAUUAGAAAAGCUUAACCAGAUGAAAACGAACGAAAAAAAUUGUAUCAACAAUGUGAUAGUUCAAGAAAAUGAUGUUAUAGAACAGUGCAUUGAAUAUGCCAGCAAUCAAUGUGCAGCAAAUGUUAUCAUGUUAUAUCUCUCAAAGGAUGUAAGCAAAGCUGAAAGUUUGUCUAGGAAAAAUCUUCCUUGCUGUGUACUUGUAGCUAUUGACCAUGAAGAUCAAGCAUAUCAAUUGCUUUUGAAAAAAUAUUGCAUCCCCAUUGCUAUACCGAGUAAUGUACAAUCUCACAAGGCACUGAUCAAGUAUUUGACUGUGUAUGGUAGACGGUUUGGAUAUUUGAAACCAGGCAACCUGACAGUGACCAGUGUUAGGCAACAUUCUGUUCGAAGCAUAGAAUUACGUUACGUUCCGGAUGAUUAUCUGCUGUCGUGUCAGUUUACUUGCACAGAAUAAACAUACCUACCUUUCUCCUUA
Wyeomyia smithii (pitcher-plant mosquito) is the source of this 1551-nucleotide messenger RNA. RefSeq lists its product as uncharacterized. Lineage: Eukaryota; Metazoa; Arthropoda; Insecta; Diptera; Culicidae. The transcript is spliced from 2 exons. The record is from RefSeq and is a predicted model, not a curated record. The coding region runs from base 127 to 1530 and encodes 467 amino acids.